Messenger RNA from Gavialis gangeticus (Gharial), 1841 nucleotides. It is a transcript of the gene RGS11, whose product is annotated as regulator of G-protein signaling 11. The coding region runs from base 27 to 1394 and encodes 455 amino acids. The record is from RefSeq and is a predicted model, not a curated record. Lineage: Eukaryota; Metazoa; Chordata; Crocodylia; Gavialidae. The transcript is spliced from 16 exons. Gene Ontology annotation, biological process: intracellular signal transduction; regulation of G protein-coupled receptor signaling pathway; G protein-coupled receptor signaling pathway.
UCAGUCUCUGCUGCUUUCCCCCUCAGAUGGAGCGCAUGAUUGUCAGCAUGCAGGAUCCGGACAUGGGUGUCAAGAUGAGAAACCAGCGCUUGCUAAUUACAGUGAUCCCUCAUGCAAUGACUGGGAAUGACAUUGUGGAGUGGCUCAUCCAGAAGUACACCAUCUCUGAGGAGGAGUCCUUGCACCUUGGGAACCUGAUUGUGAAGCAUGGCUAUAUCUACCCUCUCAAGGACCCCCGCAACCUGGUGCUGCGAGCUGACGAGUCCCCCUACAGGUUCCAGACCCCGUACUUCUGGACCAGCACUAAGUGGCCAGCCACAGAGCUGGAUUAUGCAAUCUAUCUAGCCAAGAAGAACAUCCGCAAGCAGGGUGACCUGAUCGACCAUGAGAAGGACAACUAUAGCCUGCUGCACAAGAGGAUCAACCACACCUGGGACUUUGUGGUGAUGCAAGCCCGGGAGCAGCUCCGGGCAGCCAAGCAGCGCCGGAAGGGUGAUCGCAUUGUCAUAGACUGCCAGGAGCAGGCCUACUGGCUGGUCAAUCGGCCCCUGCCAGGAGCCCCAAAUGUGAUGGAGCAUGGGCUGAAGCGGAGGAACUGCCAUGCCAGCCAAGUGCAGCUCACCAAGAACAUGGAUUAUUACAAGCGAGAGAUCGAGUACUGCCGAAAGGCCAUGGGAAGAACCAGGGUCAAGUCUUCCAUUUGCCUGGAAGGGUACGUCAAGUUUAACGAGCAGUAUGUGCCCCAUGAUCCCAUCAUGUCUGGCUGCCUACCCAGCAACCCCUGGAUCACAGAUGACACUACCUACUGGGCAAUGAACGCCCCCACAGUGAUGACUCCAACCAAGCUGCGUGUGGAGCGCUGGGGCUUCAGCUUCAGUGAGCUGCUAAGUGAUGCACUGGGCAGGGCACAGUUCAUGGAGUUCCUCAAGAAGGAGUUCAGCGCUGAGAACCUGAGCUUCUGGGAGGCAUGUGAGGAGCUGCGAUAUGGGGAGCAGUCCCGCAUUGCUGAGAUCAUGGACUCCAUCUACCAGCACUUCUUGGCCCCUGGUGCCACCCGGUGGGUGAACAUUGACAGCAAGACCAUGGAAAGGACCCUGGAAGGCCUCAAGACGCCUCAUCGCUAUGUGAUGGAUGAUGCCCAGAUGCACAUCUACAUGCUGAUGAAAAAGGACUCCUACCCACGCUUCCUCAAGUCUGACCUCUACAAGAGCCUGCUGGCUGAGGCCAUCAUUCCUCCUGAGACCAAGAAGCGGGUGUUCCCAUUCAUGCGGAAGCAGCGACACUCAAGCCCUAGCCCAGCCCUGCUGCUGCUGCCUGGGGGUGAGCCAGAAACCAAGGCAGAGGACAAGAGCAGGACCUCUGUGGCUGCUCCUGUUCCUGAGGAGGAGAGCUAGGGCCCCUUGCCUCGUGGUCCUCACUCGGUCCCUCCACCACCUACCCCACUCGUUCCCAGGCUGAGCACUGGCCUGCGGCUGAGAGAAAGAAUGAGGUGCCUUGCACGUGCCAGACUGCACAAUGUCCAUCCUGUUUUUUCUGAUGCAGCACCUAGAGCUUGGAAGCUGUGAGGCAGGUGGCUACUCUUGUCACCCAGCCCCUCCCUCCCUCUAGGAUGAGCAGCAUAGGUUUGCAGAGGUCUCACACACUCCAGGCUCCUGGCCCAUGAUGGGAAAUGUGGUAAUUUCCUGCCUCUGCCCUGCCUGUGGCAUGACCUGGUACUGUGUGUGCAGGGGGUUACUGCUGACCAUCAGUAGGUGCCUGGGGUGUUCGGACUGGUGGGCCUUGCUGAAGCCAGUGUUGUUACUGGUGCCCCUGUACUGGAGGAGCCAUAACUUAUCAGGGGC